AUGAAAGGGAAGUCUUCAGCUCUCAACACUGUCUACUCAAAAAUCUGUGCCUCUGUAAUCUUUAACAGGCACAGUCGUGCAUCAAGGCGGAAGCCCCCAAAGGGUAGGUCGACUCGGGAGGCAGGCCAACCACGGCCUUGGUCUCCCCGUGAGACCAAGGGCAGGCCGGUGGAGGCUCGGGCCAAGUCGCCCCGCAUCCCGAAGCUCCCGGAGACCAGCGGCCGCUCAAUUCCUCACCUUGACCGACCUCGCCGAGUUAAGACAGGCGGACCUCCGCGGAGGAGAGCAGCCUCCCGCCUCGCGUCGGCCACAGGCCCAGCAGAGUCCAGGCGCUCAGGUGCAGCGUUCGCCGCCUCCGCGCGCCCUCGAGGCCGGGACCGACAGGAAGGAGCGGAGCCGCAGCCGCGGCCGGGCCGCCUCUCCGCCUCUCUUUUCCGGAGAAGCGAGUCCGACGCGCGCCUCCGUCCCUCGCGCUCCCGGGCCCGCGCCGCGCGCCCCUCCUUCGGGCACCUGGAGCGCGAGACCGCAGCCCCGCCCGCCCAGCGGCCUUGCUCGCGCCCGCCCAGCCCGCGCCCUGCGCCCCCCCUGGGCCGCCAGCGUCGCCCGCCCCUUCCUGCGAGAGCCACGGAGGCUGCCCGGCUUCCGCCGCGUCACCCUGGAGCCUCGCAGGAGGUGGAGCUGCGCGGCCGGCACAACAGAAGUCGCAUUUCGCUGGAGCAGGAAACAGAUGAUAAAGGCUACUUUGCAACCAAAGAUAAUGGACCUGGGAAUUCUGAAAACAUUUCUGACAGCCUACAGAAAAAUUACCUUAAAACACAAAGAAGGCAGGAAACUCUAGGAACAGAAGGUUAUAUCAGUGAGCAAGAUGAAGAUGUAGUCCAAAGACAGACCACUCUGCCCCAAGGAAAGAGCACAGUUAUCAAUGAAGAGGAGUUGAGUCAACUGGCAGUGAUCAAGUCAAAAGGUGGCCUACGACAUAAUGCCAGUAACCUAAUCCAGAAGAUUCAAAGACAAAUUGAAGAGCAAGAGGUCCUGAAGGAGUUUUUGAGUUUAGAACACCUGAAGCCGCUGGAUGACUGCCAGGUUGCCAAAGCACCAGAAAACCGGGAAAAGAACAGAUACCGAGAUAUUCUCCCAUAUGAUGCCACCCGUGUUCCCAUUGGACAGAUGAAGGACUACAUCAAUGCCAGUUACAUUCGUAUGCCAGCAGGCACAGAAGAGCUCUUUUACAUCUCCACCCAGGGUCCUCUGCUUUCUACCACAAACGACUUCUGGCAAAUGGUCUGGGAAAACCGCUCCAAUGUCAUUGCUAUGAUUACAAAAGAAAAGGAGCAUGGAGUAUCCAAAUGCCAUCAAUACUGGCCUGAGCCUCCUCACAAUUCUAUGGAUUUACUUCACUUUCGCCUGCGACUACUCAACUACCAAAUCCUGGAUUAUUUUGUCAUUAGAAUCAUAGAAAUGAUGAACAAACAGACACAGGAAAGACGCAUUGUGCAGCAUCUCCAAUUUACAGACUGGCCAGACCACAGUACUCCCAAAUCAUUACAACAUCUAGUUAAAUUUGUUCGCUACAUGAGGAAAAUCCACCAGUCAGGCCCAGUCAUUGCACACUGCAGUGCUGGGAUUGGAAGAAGUGGAGUGCUGCUUUGUGUGGAUAUUGUGUUGACUUACAUAGAAAAGGAUUUGUAUUUUGAGAUCAAACAGAUAGUGACCCAUCUGAGAAAUCAGCGCUUUGGAAUGAUCCAAACCAAGGACCAGUAUAUGUUUUGCUAUGAAAUAGCUCUUGAAGCCCUGAAAAACGUUCAGAGGAAGGAUUCCCAGUAA
Molecule: messenger RNA, 1824 nt
Organism: Candoia aspera
Lineage: Eukaryota; Metazoa; Chordata; Lepidosauria; Squamata; Candoiidae
Gene: PTPN20
Product: protein tyrosine phosphatase non-receptor type 20
Exons: 11
Coding region: 1-1824 (607 amino acids)
Biological process (GO): protein dephosphorylation
Molecular function (GO): protein tyrosine phosphatase activity
Source: RefSeq, a predicted model, not a curated record